This is a messenger RNA of Hymenoscyphus albidus, 3183 nucleotides long. Lineage: Eukaryota; Fungi; Ascomycota; Leotiomycetes; Helotiales; Helotiaceae. The record is from the annotation of a GenBank genome assembly.
CGACCAAGAUGAGACGGAUUACACAAGAUAUCCGUGUCCAGUCCAGUGUUGUGGCCUCAAAGUCAUGGUACCGUGGGAGCUCCGUUGUAUAUAGCAUCGCCUCAUCCCCCGUCCUGGUUGGGAUUUCCAUUUAGAUUUUGAAAUUUUGGAAUUUUGGUUUGCACUGUUUGUACUAAAUGACGAUUGAUGAUUGACGACUCUUACCUCUCUUUUCUACAAAUCAUUCAUCCACCAAUCGCCAUUUCCCCAUGUUGGAAUUGUUGGAAUCAUAGCAUCGUCAGAAAUGAUGGAGAUUUUGACAACACCCACUAUUUCGACUUUGAAUUCCCCACUUGUAACUGCGACCAUUUCACCAUCGCCAUCAACAUCAACAUCAACAUCAACAUCAACAUCAACAUCAACAUCAUCAUCAACAUCAACAUCAACAUCAUCAUCAACAUCAUCAUCAACAUCAUCAUCAACAUCAUCAUCAACAUCAUCAUCAACAUCAUCAUAUCUGCACUCGUUGUCGCCAUCGACAGCGCCACACCCACCGGUAGUUUUUCUAAUUUCAUCUCACACAGCUUUGAGGUCGUCGGCUUUCUUUGGGGUCUCCAAUUCCUCACCCCCUUGGCAGCCACCUGCACUCGCUAAAGGUCGCUCUCCGCCACGCCCGUCCAAACAGCUGCAGCCGGUGCAGCCAGUGCAGCCCGAAAAGGGGUCUUACCGCCGAUACUUGUACGCUGCGCCUAUACCUGCACCUCUACCUGCACCCACGGGGAAGCCUAAGCCUAACCAGCCCCGGUCCAGGCCCUGCACACCACCAAUCGACCUCUCCACCGCCAUCCAGAGGCUGCUACUGGUGUCGCUGCCCUUGUAUCCCUCGACUCACCACCAUCGAGAGAGGGAUCUCGACCUUCUCAUUCCUUCGAGUCGACCACUGUCUCUCCCCUCGAGAAAACGACAUCGUCAUCCUUCCAGCCCUACACCCUCACCCUCACCCUCACCCUCACCUCCCUUCACCUCCCCGCCCCGUUCGCGACAAUCGUCGCAAACGCCCCAACGGCUUCACAGGCGGGACCUUCUUCUUCGCAUAAUCAUUACCCGUCAACCUCCGUAGCGUCUCAUCUUCACCACACGCCUAAAACUUCCACUUCCUAUUCCCAUUCACUAUCGCCUUCUUCCAAUGCGGCUGGCCCAACAUCGCCUAUCAAUCGUCCUCAAAUCCCUUCCCCAACCUACCAACCUCCCUACUCGCUCUCAUCCACCACCUCAUCUCCCCAAAGUCAGCGCCAGCGCCAGCACCAACAACCCCAAUUAAGGGUUUCAGAAGAUACGCGCUGGAAUCUGCGUAACGCAUUGAGUGUUGGCGCCAAUACCGAUUUUCCGUCCCCUUUUCGCAAUCGCUCAGAUACCGUUGGCACCAAUAAUUCUAGUCUCGCGAGUCUUCGACCUCGACGUCCCAGUGCCGUGCGACUGUGGAACCCUUCGAAUUCCACUCGUGUCAUACCCACUCGACAAAGACCCGACCAGCAGGCGACUCCAGUAAUUGCCAUUCCCAUUUCUCAUCCAGAUCUCGAGUCGGCGCGAGAAGGUGCAACGGGAGGAGGAUCGUAUCCGUUGUUGUCGGUUUCGGAAAAGAGGCAGAGUUUGCAUCGGGGGUCUGCGAGAGCAAGUUUGCAGGUGGAAAGGAGCGGUCGUAGUUCAGCUGCGUCGAAUAGGGUUUCAUUGCCGAGGAGUGUCGUUAGUAUUGAUCUUGCAAGAAGCAGGAACAACGACUCUCCGACCUCGGAUAUAUCUGGGAAACCCAAUAAAGGGAAAGGGCGAGUCUCUCCAAGGUCGCCUGAAAGAACAGAAGGACAUCUAAGACCUGAACACAACGUCACAGAAUUCAGAAAGAGUUAUUCUAAUAAUCAACCUUCUUCGCCUGGUAUAUCCUACGAUCCAACCUUUGCAGCCAUGUCCGACCUCGAACGUGGCCCUGAUGUCCAUGGCAUACAUAAUCCGGGAGGAACAUCAAACAUGCCACAUAAUGGCUCAAAUCCAUCCAUCGACGACGAUGGAAUCGGUGAAGCAAUGUCCGAUAGUUCCUCCAUAAUCGGUUCGGAAGGAGGUGGUAUGGCGCAAGAUGAAUGGGGACCCCUACAUCCCUGCUUUCCACAUAUGAAUUCACAUGUUCCACUCAACUCGGAAUUAUAUCAAACCACACGCAUAAUACGAAUCCGACGAGACUGGAUGAUAGCAGGCGACUUGGCGCCUACCUUCUCAAAUCUCUAUCCCGAAAUUCUCGACCCAGCCGGAGUAACAGAACAAGAUUUCCGCGCCAUCAUCGAAAAGGUAAAUCAUGAACUGGUCCCAGCAUUCAAUCCCUGGAGUCCCCGGAACAUCUUUGAUGCCACGAUGGGAUUGUUGACGGGCUGGAUAUGGGACGACCUCGGGUUCACCGCUGUGAAAUCGAGGCUGAGGAAGGCGGAGAUGUAUCUAGAAGAAUGGAAUGCCGAGAUGGAAAAGAGAUCUAGGGAUAUCGGGACGGGGAUUGCGCCCAAGAUCGUUCCGUUAAGGAGGACGGGGUAUAUGAAUGUAAGUCUGCAUCUUCCAUUCCCUCCUCCCUCCCAUAUAUAAAAACCCUUCCCUGACCAUUUCCUAGCUCGACAUCCAAGUCGAAGACCCCGAGAUCUCAUACCCGACCUCAAACCUCGACGAGCGGACCGUCACGGGCUUAUCGGCAGAAACCCAGGAAUGAGAUCCCCCAUUGCAAUGAAUUGAAUUGAACUAAAUGAUAAUCAAUACCCCCCACUUGCAAGACGAACUGAAAUAAUUUUCAUCCAUCAUCGCAAACCCCUCGCAAACAACCCGAUCAUAUCAAUAUAAUUCCCCCUCGAGCAGUUUCUGUUGGUUAUCACAGGCAGGACUGUAUGAGUAUGUAUAUAAUGUCGAAGCAAUUGAUGGAGUAAGAGAGAGGGAGAGAGAGAAGGAAAGAGAGAGUUUGACGAAUUUAAAUAUACCCACAUAUCACAGCACAGCACAUCAGCAUAGCAUAGCACUUGGAAGAAGGCGAUUAUUUUUUUAUCCUGUUAUUAUUUAUCCUUUUUUUUAUCUUUUUUUAUUUUGGAUGGAUGGAUGGAUGGAUGGAUGGAUGGAUGCCGAUUUGGUGAUUUGAUGAUUUUGGUGUUGUUGUUAUAGCGUAGGCAUAGCGAGGAUGUA